Selaginella moellendorffii is the source of this 1995-nucleotide messenger RNA. RefSeq names its product guanine nucleotide-binding protein-like NSN1. The coding region runs from base 38 to 1816 and encodes 592 amino acids. Gene Ontology annotation, molecular function: GTP binding. Gene Ontology annotation, cellular component: nucleolus. The record is from RefSeq and is a predicted model, not a curated record. The transcript is spliced from 9 exons. NCBI's taxonomy places the organism in Eukaryota, Viridiplantae, Streptophyta, Lycopodiopsida, Selaginellales, Selaginellaceae.
UUAGGGCUUUUCUAGGGUUUUGGUUUUUCGGGUCGCCAUGGUGAAGAAGAGCAAGAAGAGCAAGAGCAAGCGCGUCCCAUUGCGCAAGAAGUACAAGAUUAUCAAGAAGGUGAAGGAGCACCACAAGAAGAAGGCCAAGGAAGCGAAGAAGCAAAUUGGGAAGAAGAAGCCGAAGGUCGAAAAGGAUCCAGGGAUUCCAAAUGCGUGGCCUUUCAAGGAGCAAGAGCUCAAGGCGCUCGAGGAGAGGCGUGCCAGAGUUCUUAAGGAGCUAGAAGAGAAGAAACUAGCUAAGAAAUUACGUGCCAAAGAGCGAGCAGAACUUCGGAAGCGUGGUGUUCCCGAAAAAAAUGAGCUCGAUGAUCUUGUACACGAUACCGAAACUAGGACAACGCAGUUUGAGAGAGCCUCACGGAAUAAGACUUCUGGUUCUUCUUCUCAAGAUGGAUCCAAAAGAGCUUUUUACAAGGAGCUCUUGAAGGUGAUCGAGGCGUCUGAUGUUAUCAUCGAGGUUCUCGACGCUCGGGAUCCUCUGGGAACACGUUGCCCCGACAUGGAACGCCUGGUUUUCAAGUCGCAAACAUCCAAGCGUCUAGUUCUCCUGCUCAACAAGAUAGAUUUGGUUCCAAAAGAGAUUGCCGAGAAGUGGCUCAAGUACUUGAGAGAAGAGCUGCCGACGGUGGCUUUCAAGUGCAACACGCAAAUGCAAAGAAGCAAUCUAAGUCGCAAGAAGUCGAAGUCGAAAGUCAUUCUGGAGACAAGUAGUGACUGCCUGGGAGCCGAUACGCUCUUACAACUCUUGAAAAACUAUUCCAGAAGCGACGAGCUAAAAAGAGCCAUCACAGUCGGGAUCGUCGGCUUGCCAAACGUUGGGAAGAGCAGCCUCAUCAACAGCUUAAAGAGAUCACGGGCAGUAAGUGCCGGAGGAACGCCUGGAUUGACAAGGACGAUGCAAGAAGUGCAGCUAGACAAGCAUGUCAAGCUACUCGACUGCCCCGGAGUUGUCUUAGCAAGCGCAACUGACUCCAAACCUCUCAUGGACUUGCGAAACUGUACGAGAAUCGAGAAGCUUGCAGACCCUGUGGCACCGGUAAAGGAGAUAGUGAGCAAGUGUGGUCAUGAGAAACUGAUGACCUUCUACAAAAUACCUUCAUUCAACACGGUGGACGAGUUUUUGCAGCUCGUGGCCACGAUUCGUGGCAAGUUUAAGAAAGGUGGUGUUGUGGACACUGAGACAGCGGCCCGGAUAGUCCUUUACGAAUGGAAUGAAGGGAAAAUCUCGCAUUACACUGUGCCUCCCGUGAGAGAACCAGCAGGGCCUUCCGAAUCAGCCAUCGUGACGAGCUGGGGAAAGGAAUUUAACGUGGACGAGGUUUUCAAAAGAGAACAGUCCACUGUCAUUGCGGGUCUUCCAUGUUUAAGCGAUGCGGAUCAUACGGAACUUCCAGCAGGCGCUCCAAUGUCUAUGGACGUUACAAUGAUGGAGAACUCCGACGACGAAGAUGAGAAGAUUAAUGAAGAAGGCGAUAGAGUUGCGGAGUCCCAAGCGAUGGAUACGGCUGAGCUCCCGGCGAGAAAAGAGAAACAAGCCGUUCAGACUGAGAAGCUGUAUGACGAGGAAGGCAUUUUCAAUCCUCGUCUGGCCAAGGCAGAGAAGAGGCGACGGAAAAAGUCGACGAAAGAGUCUGCGGCGAUGGAGGGGACUUACGAUUUCGACGUGGACUACGUUGACAGUGCUCCCCUCAAGAAGAAACAGCAGAAGAAUCAGAGCAAGUCCAAGCAGAAAACCAGAGCAAGAUCAAGCGAUAUGGAGAUCUAAACGAGAAACGUUUGGAAAUUUGUUAUCUCCUGGAUUGCAUAUCCUCCUGGGAUCCUCAAGUUCGUAGAAUAGAGUUCAAAAAGGUUUUGGAGUUAGCCUUUUUUGAUAGAUUAUAAGGGAUUACCCUCAAUGUUGAGGGUUCGUACAUACCACGUCAAUGACCCUAGAAAUGUUAAGUU